Messenger RNA from Sycon ciliatum, 2120 nucleotides. Its product is annotated as pituitary homeobox 3-like. Gene Ontology annotation, cellular component: nucleus. Gene Ontology annotation, biological process: cell differentiation; regulation of transcription by RNA polymerase II. The transcript is spliced from 2 exons. The coding region runs from base 218 to 1339 and encodes 373 amino acids. The record is from RefSeq and is a predicted model, not a curated record. Gene Ontology annotation, molecular function: DNA-binding transcription factor activity, RNA polymerase II-specific; RNA polymerase II cis-regulatory region sequence-specific DNA binding. NCBI's taxonomy places the organism in Eukaryota, Metazoa, Porifera, Calcarea, Leucosolenida, Sycettidae.
UAGCAACGAAUCUCUGGAGGUAGAGCUUGUUUUCUUUGAUUCGUCCGUACUUUUCCUUUCAUCCUGUCUUCCCGUUCUGUGCUGAGUCUAGUAAGCUUCCAGUUCGCAUUGUCUACGCCAUUCUGCCGGUCGUGGUUGUUGCAUAUCUGUAGCACGGUAACACUUGAUCUAUAUUGUACAUGUAUACUGGACUUCUAGUAUACCUAGGGUUGAUGCCAUGAUGGACAGGACAACAGCUUCAUCGCUGGUUCCGUUACCAGUACCAGCAGUGGCAUUAGCGGGAUCAAUUGCAAGCCAUGGCCGUCCAGACACAGCUUUGAAAGAGUCAGCCACGGAGGGUGGACAGAACCAAUCCACUACAUCGAUUCGCAUAGAGGAUGUCCCCAAUGCCGAUGCAAGCAACAAGAAAAAGCGGAAACCAAGAAUAUUCUUUAGCCGGCAACAAGUCAAUGCGUUGGAGGGAAUCUUCCGAACUAAGCAAUAUAUAUCUGCAGUUGAGCGACAGGUACUGUCAGCCAUGCUGAAGCUUACUGAGAGGCAGAUCAAGAUCUGGUUCCAGAAUCGUCGCCAAAGGGGAAAGGUAAGGGGUGAAGCCAAUGAUGGGCAUACUGUGCAUCCUAUUGUUAUGGGCGGACCAGCUGCCCCUGCAAACCGCUUUAUGAACCCAGCUCCACCAUAUCAUCAUGAUCAUGGUCAGAAUCCUUCUUUUUAUGGUGGAAGUCACUUUAGCCAGCCACAACUGCAUGCCUCGAACGCUGCUGCAGGCCAAGGACAGACAAGCUUUUCCAUGACCAGAGGUAUCCCAGAAAUGCAGAAUCGGUCAUCACAGGAGCUAGUGAAGGCCCAGGCACCAUUUACAGCGUGGGCUAUUGACGCUCAACAAUCUGCCCGCAUGCAGCAGCAACCACAGCAGGGAAACAUGGCGGCACCGAUGCUACCAGCCACACACGCUGGUUUAGCCCAAACUGGACUGUCACAGGCAGGAGGCAUCCGACAAACGCACUGGCCUCCACAACAGCUAGUGCAGGCUCAAGCAUCAGCUCUGACUGAAGUUAGCCGUCCUUCUCCAUUCACCUCAAUGCAACACCAGCCCGAAAACCAGCAGCGACGCGACGUGUUCGCAUCGUCCUUCGCAGCAGGCAACACACACAUGCAAGUACAUUCGCAGGAGUCGCACAAAUCAAACUUAGCCACCACAGAUGACAACACUCCCUCUGUUCGCGAACAAAUCUCAUGGAUGCCUCCAUCAGGGCCAGUAAACCUCCCGUCCAUGAAUACCUACUCCGAACGACAGCAGCAAACUUCUACGGCCCCAUAUCAGAGUCGGCAUUUCCCUUAGGCUAUUUAGACGGCUUCGGAUUCAGUAUUUACUAUUGGCAAAAGUAUUACAAUCGAGUCACAAGCGCUCCUGCAAAGUACACGCACAAGCAUGUAGAACUUUUUUUUUAUAUUUAUAGCAUGUAGGAAACAAGCGCCAUUAUCACACAUACAUUCCAUGUCUUUAAACACACAUUCGCACCUAACAGAAGCCUUCUAUAAUCGUCUGCCAGAUGAAUAUCCCGAACCGAACAUAAUUAUGACAUCCAAGAUGAACUGGGCGUCACCUUGACUACAAAAAUGGCGUGCAAAAUUGUCAUUUACAAUGGACAGCUGGACAAACAUAGUCUCGUAGCUAGCGUAGCAUAGAUCAUUCAUCAGCAACGAUGACCAAUUUAGACCAGUCUCGCUAUGGAAUCGUUGGAGACGCUCACAAUUAUUUGCACAUCUACAGCAGCAGCCUACACUCUCAUAGGGCAGAUAGCUGCUUUCAAAAUACUUCUGUCAUCCAUUCGUAUCUACCUGCAUUGUUUUAGUUUGUGAGUACAUGCUGUUACAAGUAGUACUUUCCAUAUUAUCUGGUGUCAACGCGUGACACGCGUCCUUCCCAUCCCCACCUGUCCAGAACAAACACACACCACCUUGCUGAAUACCGAAUAACAUGACAGUGUUUAAUAAUAUUAUUUAUUGUUAUUGUAGGUUUGUGUAUUCCCGGUUGGCACCAUGGGUUUCUACGUGGCCCUUUACGAGUAAUACGAUUCCAACAACCUCUGCUCUCGUGUUCCCGUACAAUAUUUUUUAUU